Molecule: messenger RNA, 3474 nt
Organism: Aspergillus uvarum CBS 121591
Lineage: Eukaryota; Fungi; Ascomycota; Eurotiomycetes; Eurotiales; Aspergillaceae
Product: cytoskeletal protein-binding protein SLA1
Exons: 5
Coding region: 1-3474 (1157 amino acids)
Biological process (GO): regulation of actin filament polymerization; actin cortical patch assembly
Cellular component (GO): nucleus
Molecular function (GO): ubiquitin binding; cytoskeletal protein binding; protein-macromolecule adaptor activity
Source: RefSeq, a predicted model, not a curated record
AUGGGUUUCCUCGGCGUCUACACGGUGAUCUACGACUAUGAACCCCAAGGGGCAGGAGAAUUAGAGCUUCGCGAAGGCGAUCUGCUUUGUAUUCUAGAAAAAAGUGAGGAGGACAGCUGGUGGAAGGCCAAGAAGAAGGCCGAUCGCGACGAUGAGGAUGAGCCCGAAGGUCUCGUUCCGAACAACUACGUCGAGGAGGCUCAACCUACGCACAAAGCCAAGGCAGUCUACGACUAUACGCGCCAGACAGACGAAGAGGUCUCUUUCUCCGAAGAUGCAGACUUGAUUGUGUAUGACACCUCCGAUCCCGACUGGACGCUAGUGGGUGUCAAUGGGGAUUUUGGCUUCGCCCCCGCAAACUAUAUCGAGAUCGUGGACGACGACGCAGGCCACGCUGCUGCACCUUCGGCCCCAUCGCAUGUACCGGCUGAGUAUGAACCCGAACCGGAAUAUGAACAUGAACCCGAACCCGCGCCUCCCACGCUUCCGCAGCGACCGGUCGUGGCCGCGGAUGAAGUGAACGAGGCCCGCGCCCCUUCGCCAAUCGACACCGUGCAAAACCCUGCUGCUGCUGCCAUUGCCAAUAUUCUCCACCAGCAACACGCCUCCCCCGUCGAGUCCGAACCACCCCGCACUAUGCCUCCGCCACCUCAGCCGGCGCGUCCGACAUAUGAACCUGAGGAGGACUAUCGAAGGGAACCCUCGCCGCCGCCCCCCGCUCUUCCGCAGCGUCCCCCAUCAGAGUUCAUCUCGUCGCCCGUGCGCGUAGAGUCGCCCCGCGAGCCCAUCCAGCCCCGACAUGUAUCACUCCGAAGUAAUGAGAGCGAGGGCCACGUGAAGGAAUCUCCUCCCUACAACAGAGUGGGCCAUCCUACUCCACGUUCCCCGUCGGGCUACCACAUUUAUACUAUCAACGAGAUGGUCGAGGUCAUGGGCAAGCGAAAAAAGAUGCCCACGACUUUGGGUAUCAAUGUUGCAACGGGAACUAUCUUCAUCUCGCGAGAAGACGAUGGUGCCGUGCAGGAAUGGACGGCGGACAAGCUGACCCACUACUCUAUUGAGGGCAAGCACGUCUUCGUUGAUCUUAUUCGCCCCAGCAAGAGUAUUGAUUUCCAUGCGGGAGCGAAAGAUACAGCUCGUGAGAUUGUUUCCGCCCUUGGAGAGAUCUCGGGUGCAUACCGCGCCGAAGGACUCCGGGAGGUCAUUGCCGCCGGCACCAGCGGAGGUCAGAAGAAGGGCCAGAUCUUGUAUGACUUUAUGGCGCAGGGCGAUGAUGAGGUGACGGUGGCAGUGGGCGACGAUGUCAUUGUUCUCGAUGACAGCAAGUCGGAAGAGUGGUGGAUGGUACGCCGUCUCAAGAACGGCAAGGAGGGUGUGGUUCCGAGCAGUUACAUCGAGAUUACAGGUACCGUCACCGCCCCGCCGCCUGGGGGUGCGGAGCCAGGCUUGUCGACAGUGGAGAAGAAUCGCAUGGAGGAAGCACGUCUCACGAAGGAGGCGUCCCGGAAGUCGAAAACCGACUCGAUGGUGGAUCCGCGAAGUCCAGAGCGCCAGAAACGUGACAGCAAAUCGAGCCACAAGUCGAAACCCGAUCCUACGAAGGUUAGACAAUGGACCGACCGCACGAAGACUUUCACCGUUGAGGCCCAGUUCAUCGGAUUGAUGGACGGUAAAAUUCACUUGCACAAGCAGAAUGGAAUCAAAAUCGCCGUGCCCAUCAUGAAGAUGUCGGUGGAAGACCUGGAAUACGUCGAAAAGCUGACUGGAGCCUCUCUGGACGAAGACAAGCCAUUGUCUGACAUAAAGCGCCGUUCUCAACGCAUCGAGCCCGAAAAGCCUCGAAGCUCGUCUGAUGGCAAGCAGAAUGGUGCUUCUUUCCAGCAGUCCGACUACGACUGGUUCGACUUCUUCCUGAAAGCCGGUGUUGGCCCUCACCAAUGUGAACGGUAUUCACAGAACUUCAUUAAAGACUCCAUGGAUGAGGGGAUCCUUCCGGACAUCACCCCCGAAGUCUUGCGCACCCUCGGAUUGAAGGAGGGCGAUAUCCUGCGGGUAAUGCGCUACUUGGAUAACAUGUUUGGCCGAACGGGUGCCAAGUCUAAACUGCGUAACGUCAGCUUUGGAGGCGAGGAAGUCAUCGACGAGGAAGGGGCCGGUGGUCUGUUCUCUGGUCCUGGGGGGAUGCUGCGCAAUAACACUCGGAAGGGCAGACCUGCACCGAAUGCGCCAGCAAGCGAUGUAGUUGACCCCAAGGCCUUCGAGCAGAAGGAUGCUUCGAAGCUUGCAGAGCGCAGUGACACUCCGCCUGCCUCUGCAACCGCGCCGGAACCACCAGUGCAAAAGGGCUUCGACGACGAUGCCUGGGAAGUCAAGCAACCCAAACAGGCACCCACCACUGCUGCUCCCGCUGCGCCGGCGACUACGUCAAGCCCCCCUCCGGCCGCCUCUACACCAACUACGAGCCAACCUCCAGCCGCACAACCGCUCACCGGCGCAAUGGCAGAGCUCUCCCUGCUCCAGGCUCCCCUUCAACCCACCCCCGCGCCCGCGCCUCAGUCGCCGCCUGCAGCGCCACCGGCUAUUCAACCUCAACCCACCAUCCAACCCCAGCAUACGAUUCAGCCACAGCCUACCAUUCAACCUCAGCCCACUGCUGUGCCUAUACCCCAACUACAGCCGCAGGCGACGGGUGCUUCACCUGGUUUCUUCGCACAGCUCGGACAGCCACAGGCCACUCAAGCCUUCAGUCCUCAGGUAACCGGAUUCCAAUCGGCGGCGAGACAGCGCCCGCAAGCGCCACAAACUCCACUGGGUGGCAAUUCGUUGCUUCCUCCCCCGCCUCAACGACCUCUCUCAGCCCCUCAAAAUUUCCCUCAGCAGCCCAGCUCCUUUGGACCCCCUGCACUGCAGCCUCAGCUGACUGGGAUUCCUCAGUCGGGCCCGCAGAUUGCCCCGCCGGGUCAAAGCUUGGCUGAACUGAAUCAACAACGUUUCCAGCCAUCCCUGCAGCAGCCUCAACCGACCGGAUUCAUGCCGCAAGCUCAAUUCCAGAACGGGUUGAUGCCGCAGCCAACCGGGUUCCAGCCGCAAUCUCAAUUUGGAAUCCAGCAACAGCAGCAGCAGCAGACUGGCUAUCCUGGCUUGGCACCGCAACCGACCGGGUUUGGAGGUUUCCAGCCACAGCCGCAGCAACCAAUGCAGACAGGCAUCAAUUCGGUCCUGCCUCCGCCUUUGCAGCCUCAACCGACUGGCAUGAACGGAGUCAGCAGUAUGCCAUACAGUGGACCAGCUCCGCCAUUGCCACCUAUCCCUCACCAGCCGACUGCUACCCCACUGCAGCCCCAGAAGACUGGCCCCGCUCCUCCCAUCCGAUUCGGUGUGAAGCAUGACGCCCCCAAGAAGCUAGCCCCACAGCCGACAGGCCUCCGAGCCAACCUUGCGCAAGCUACACCUACCAAUCCGUUCGGGUUCUGA